CUCGCCGAAUCCCUUCUCGGUUCCAUUCAUUUCACAUCCCGUUCCCCGAACUUCUACGAGGAUCACCACCUUCCUUACACUCGCGGCCCGCGACGAGAACGGAUAAUAGGCCCGCUGGAUAUCACUCACCCUUCUCGGUAAACAAGCGUGUGAGGACACCUGUUCGUUCUCCUCGCCUCUCCCUCGAUACCGAGUCGCAAAACAGUGGCCUACUACGCUCAUGAGCGCAUUACAUUCUUUUGCCUAUCUCGCAACCGACAGACCCUCGCGACGACAAGAACCUAAGCAAUAUCGUCAUUGCGGUAUCUUUACACGUUCCUUGUGAUAUACGACCAGACCGGGCUUCCACCAUGCCUAGCCACAAGCACCUCCACCGAAGGCAGGGCGGCAGUGGCCGGGAUGAUCUCAUUACCGGCGCCCAGGAUGUAGUGAACGAGCUCACUCCCCUAAAGGAGACGCCUACCUUGGCAGGUAGGGCUCCGGCUCCGGAGACCAUAUUCAAAACCGUCUAUACGACCAUGUCACCCACGUUCGAGGGUCAAAUCGGCGGCUAUUCGACCGUUGGCCGAACUGACGAGGACCCCGAGACCGCGGUCGCCCCCACGACGACUCGAGGAAGGCUAGCGCAGACCACCGCCACAGAACCAAAAGAUACCGGACGGGUAUCGCUGGCCCAAGUGGGGGAGACGACAUCCACAGCAAAAAAAGCAGAGGCCACCAAGACCGAACUUCCCCAAUCCAUCGUGCCCACCGGCACCUUCGAUACCGAGGACCACUCGACACUGGCCCUCGCCAAGAGCACCCCCGGCGUGGCCGCCCUGGGAACCGCAGGCCUGGAGACAACCGAAGCUGCAGCAGCUACCAAUGCCGUAGGUGCCGAUGCUGCGGCCACCGCAUCCACCGGACCUAGUUCUUCGACAACCGCCGAAGCGGCUGCGGGUGUGGACACGAGCGGCGCCGCCAAAGCCGGUAUCGCCAUUGGUGUUUUGGGAGGAAUCCUCGUGGUUGGUCUGCUCAUCUUCUUCCUGUUCAGCAAGCGCCGAAAGCAGCUCGAGAAACAACGUCUCGAGGACGACGAGAAGGUCAAUGGCCAAUUCGGUGCUCGCCCCGUUUCUGUCCAAACCACCGCCACCGCCCCGCAGCUUAGCCUGCGACCUGUUACCGAAUUCAUGCCCGUGUACUCUGAGCGACGAUCGAGUAAGGGUGCCGCGAUCGCGCUCGCGACAAGUCCGGCUAGUGCAACCACCCCUACGACGGCGCGUUCGCCGUGGGAACGACCUGCAACUGGCCAGGCAAACAACCCCGAAAAUCCGUUUGGCAACCAUGCCGAGUCUGCUUACACGCCUACCAGCACCGAUCGGCCAAGAAAUCCCUUUGACGCCCCGGAGAACGUUGUGGGUGUCGCUCAAACCACGGAUGUACCGCCCAAGUCUUCUCCCGUCCCCACUGCGGCGGUUGCAGGUGCUGUAGGCGCUGGUGCCGGACUUGCUGCCGGUGCCGCAGCCGGCGGCGCUCUCGUCCGCCAGGCCUCCACUCGUAAGCAUGCUCCCGCGCCCCUGGAUCUCACCGUACUUGCCGGACCACCAAGCCCGGCUGGCACCGAGUUCAGCGUCAAUUCGGUGUCCCCUGGCCAGUCUCCUGGCCCCUCGAAUAGCGCUGCGGCCAUCGCAGCGGCCGGCGGUCCUGCAUCGUCAACCGUCCACCGCGCUCAGCUAGAUUUCAACCCCACUAUGGAUGACGAGAUGGGACUGCGAGCUGGCCAACUAGUUAGGCUUCUACACGAGUACGAUGACGGCUGGGCGCUAUGUAUCCGACUCGACCGCUCCCAACAGGGUGUCGUGCCGCGAACGUGCUUGUCAACUCGCCCAGUGAAGCCCCGCCCGGCUGGUGGCCCGCCCGGCUCUCGCCCUGGUCCUCCCGUCGUCCCUAAUGGCCAACGUGGGCCUCGAACCCCGGGCCCCUAUCCCCCUGGACAACGGCCGAUGACUCCCCAAGGUGGCCCGCCCCGUCCUAUGACUGCUGGUGGACGCCCGCAGUCGCCAGCCACCAUGCGGCCCCAGUCUCCCGCAACCGGGCGCCCGAUGAGUCCAUAUAGAGGCCCAAUGAGCCCCGGACCUCGACCCCAAUCUCCCGGCCAAGGACCCCAAAGCCCGAGUACGAUGGGCCGGCGGAUGACGCCUCCGGGCCCUAGCCCGAUGAAUCCCAACGGUGGCGCCCCUUCCCAGCAGCCAUACCAAGGACCUCCGCAGGGACCUGUCGGCAGGAAGCCGGUUCCGGGCCAGGCAUACUAAGGUGCUGGGGUACGGGCUUGGACACGUGCCACCCCCCAUUCGACACCCAGCGUGGGCUCAAACCACACGCGAACCGCGUGUGGUAACGAGUCGGUGUGCCUAGAGGAAUGAAUCCCCUCAACCAUGACGAAACCUUGACGAACUUGGGAACGAUAUCCUUUUUCUUUUAUAACCUUUCUCGACACUCGCUUGCGACCUUUAUUCCACAGUUUCCCACUGUUGUUCCUC
Molecule: messenger RNA, 2519 nt
Organism: Durotheca rogersii
Lineage: Eukaryota; Fungi; Ascomycota; Sordariomycetes; Xylariales; Xylariaceae
Exons: 2
Coding region: 351-2291 (646 amino acids)
Molecular function (GO): protein binding
Source: RefSeq, a predicted model, not a curated record